Molecule: messenger RNA, 408 nt
Organism: Erinaceus europaeus (western European hedgehog)
Lineage: Eukaryota; Metazoa; Chordata; Mammalia; Eulipotyphla; Erinaceidae
Product: large ribosomal subunit protein eL22-like
Biological process (GO): cytoplasmic translation
Cellular component (GO): ribosome
Molecular function (GO): RNA binding; structural constituent of ribosome
Source: RefSeq, a predicted model, not a curated record
AUGCCACUUUUCUGCCUCCACUGCCACCAUGGCACCUGUGGAAAAAAAAAAAAAAAACUUGUGGUGAAAGGGGACAAAAAACAGAAGCAGGUUCUGAAGUUCACCCUUGAUUGCACACACCCUGUUGAAAAUGGAAUCAUUAAUGCGGCCAAUUUUGAGCAGUUUCUUCAGGAAAGAACCAAAAUGAAUGGCAAAGCUGGGAAUCUCGGUGGUGGAGUUGUAACCAUUGAACAGAGCAAGAGCAAGAUCACUGUGACUGCUGAGGCACCUUUCUCCAAAAAGUAUUUGAAAUUUCUCAAAAAAUAUUUGAAGAAGAAUAAUUGAUGUGAUUGGUUCCAAGUAGUUGCUAACAGCAAAGAGAGCUAUGAAUUGUAUUACUUCCAGAUUGAAGAGGAAGAUGAAGAUUAG